Messenger RNA from Pogona vitticeps (central bearded dragon), 1235 nucleotides. RefSeq names its product CD63 molecule (gene CD63). Gene Ontology annotation, biological process: regulation of vascular endothelial growth factor signaling pathway. Gene Ontology annotation, cellular component: plasma membrane. Lineage: Eukaryota; Metazoa; Chordata; Lepidosauria; Squamata; Agamidae. The record is from RefSeq and is a predicted model, not a curated record.
GAGGGGGGGAAAGAGGUAUAAGAGGGAGCGCGGGCGGCGCUUUGUUCAUUGCUGCCCCGUGGGACCGGGUUGUGUGUUUUUGCGCCCUCAGGAGAAGGAAGUGGAAAGGGACAGAUAUCCAGAAUGGGAGUCGAAGGUGGCAUGAAGUGUGUCAAGUUCCUGGUUUUUUUCUUCAAUUUCAUCUUCUGGCUUUGUGGCAUUGCGCUGAUUGCCUUGGGGAUCUAUGUGCAGAUUGAGCUCAGGAAAACACUGGUGACAACCUCUGCCUCUGCUUCCGGGGCCCCGAUCGUCAUCCUGGUUGUGGGCAUCAUAGUUUUCUUCAUCUCCUUCUUUGGUUGCUGUGGAGCUAUGAAAGAGAACUACUGCAUGGUCACCACGUUUGCUGUCUUGCUGACGCUCAUCUUCCUGCUGGAGAUUGCCGCUGCCAUUGCUGGCUAUGUCUUCAAGGAUAAGGUCAGAGCAGUGCUUGAAACAGAAAUCAAGGAAGAAAUGCGGGUCUACGGAAAUGACACAGACGUUACCCACAUUCUGGAUGACUUGCAGGAAAAAUAUAACUGCUGUGGAGCCUUUAACUACACAGACUGGUUCGAUGUGCCCAGGUUUAAGUCCCAUUUGGUACCUCCGUCAUGCUGCAAUGCUGGCAUGAACUGCACCAACAACCCAACUCCAGAAAAUGUCCACAAUAAGGGUUGUGUAGAAAAAGUAGAGUUGUGGAUGAAGAAACACAUCAUAAUUGUGGCUGCAGUGGCGUUGGGCAUUGCUUUCUUUGAGCUCCUGGGCAUCAUAUUUGCCUGCUGCCUGAUGAAAGGAAUCCGCAGUGGCUACGAGGUUAUGUAGCCGCCUCUCUUCUUUUACACCUGAUUAUUGCAGCUGCAAUCACUCUGGACUCUGGAAUAUUUCUGUCUCCUUUUCUGGGGGUUCAACUGACCAUCCCAUGCCAUUGGAUCAGGGUUGGGUAGAUGUUUCCUCUUCUGUUGUCUUUCUUGAAAAUAUAUGCUGCCUUCAGAGGGUUCACAAGUUGCCUUAUCUCUCUUCCCUCGCCCUUAUAAUAAUGGGCCGAGUCCAUGGUUUCAUGCUCCAUAGCCCCAGUCCUCCUCGUCAUCCUUAAAACUCACGAUGCCUUUCUUGUGCGCCAUCUAGUGGGCAUCGUGUGAGAAGAAGCUGCUCUUGUAUUCCUGCAGAUUUUCCCUAAUGCCUUCGAUAAGUCUGAGCAACCAUCCUUGAAUUUUUCAUUU